UGAUAGGGUGCCAGCAUCGGACGAACUGCGGGUCAUCACAUCACAGCAAACCUGCCUUGAUUAAAAGGAAUUUGGGAGAAAAUGAAGCUCAACGAACAUACCGCCGUCUCGUCGGCCAGGUUGUUUCUCGUGCCGUAUGAUGCGCACCACGUGCCGACCUAUCACGAGUGGAUGGCUGAUCCGGCCAUACAAGAAGCUACAGCAUCUGAGCCCCUGACCCUCGAGGAGGAAUACGAAAACCAGGUCUCCUGGCGCACGUCAGGCGACAAGCUCACGUUCAUCUUGUGCCUACGGGGCACGCCUGGCGAGGACAACAACAAUGUAGCAAAGGGCGAGGCAGCCAGGGCCGGACAAGUCGACACUCCCGAGAAGAUGAUAGGGGAUAUAAACUUGUUCCUCACGCCCUGGGACGAGGACGAGGUAGACGAAACCGAAACCGGGGAGACCAGCACAGCCCCGUCGUCGUCGUCUUCGUCGUACGUCAACGGCGAGAUUGACAUCAUGAUCGCCUCCGCCGCACACAGGCGGCUCGGCCUAGGUCGGGAAGCCGUGUCCACCCUGCUGAGCUACAUACGGCGGCACGUAGAGGAGAUACUGGGCGAGUAUGCUGCUUUUACCAGCUCAGACUCGGAUUCCACUAACGCCAUACCGGCACCGACGGCGGGUCAGCGAGGAGUACAGCAGCAGCAGCAGAGAAAACAGAAGUUCGUGCUCAGAGACCUGGUCGCCAAGAUCAAUGCCGGGAACGAGGGAAGUAUAGCAUUAUUCAAGAGUCUGGGCUUCCGGCAGAAGGGAGAGGUGAAUUAUUUUGGCGAGUUGCUGCUUGUUUUGGACGACUUCUAUAAGUUACGCGAGGAUAAGGAAAGCGAGAGCGAGGUUUAUGGCGAACUUGUUUGGGAUAGGACGGGCUUGUGAUUAGGCCACAGAGUUGGAUUCACGACAUCAAGAACAAUCACUUGUGUGAAAGGGCACACGUCUUUGUCUCGUCUCUAGUUCGCUUUUGAAACUU
This is a messenger RNA of Microdochium trichocladiopsis, 1009 nucleotides long. RefSeq names its product GNAT domain-containing protein. The transcript has 3 exons. Gene Ontology annotation, biological process: protein acetylation. Gene Ontology annotation, molecular function: N-acetyltransferase activity. The coding region runs from base 82 to 915 and encodes 277 amino acids. The record is from RefSeq and is a predicted model, not a curated record. Lineage: Eukaryota; Fungi; Ascomycota; Sordariomycetes; Xylariales; Microdochiaceae.